AGCAAUACGGUCGUUCAAGAGUCUUGGGGUUGUGAUUUGAAGGAACAUGGAUGGCCGAUGGCCGGGUCUUGGCAAAACGUCUUGGGAGCUUCCGCAGACGACGAACGAUGUACUCCGUACAACUACAACUUCAACUAUUCAAAACACCUCAACGGAGUUGCUGGAGCCACCUUAUCUUUGAAUAUAUACCCCAGCGGGUGAAUGUCUGGUAGACAGACAAGAGCUCAGCACAGCGCAUAUUCUUCUUUCCUUCCUACUUUCGUCGUUUUUUCUCUUUAGCUUAGUUACCCCACUACGUCAACCAGCAGCCUGAAUAGAUACGUCUUCUUCAACGCAUUGCAUCAUUCGAUUCGCUCACUCAGGAGGCUCCAUCCAAACUGCUCUCUACCGUUGGAACAAACCUCGUUUAAUAGCGGUAAAGCCUAGUUGCUAGAAGCUCAUUUGUUCUUUUCCGAUCUCUGGGCGAAUCUUAGUUCCGAUGAUUCUUCGAUGCUCUACGUCCUGAGCGCAUUUGCGGAGCUUCUAGUAGCGUCGUUUGCUUGAUACAGCUACGACGCUAUCUUCGCGCAACACUUCUAUUAGAUUUGCUGGGAAUCUUAUCUCUAAUGUCACACAUGGCUGUUUCCCCGGGACCUGGGAAAACCACUCCCCGCUUUAUCCAAGAUGUCCUCUCUUUCGAUCCUGCAAAUCCUCCCAGCUCAUCCUUCAACCUCUUGACACAAUUCCCACCUCCCUUCCACGAUCCCGAUGACUACCCGGAACUCAUCUCACCAAAGGCCUGCCCCCACCAAUAUAUAACAAAAGCCAACCAAACUGAGCUUCCUCCUAAAGGUUUCCAGGCUGGACUAAGGACUCCGUACAAGGUGUCCGCGAUGUGCUUGAUAUGCCGCUAUCAUUUAGAGAUCAAGAUGGUGCAUACAACAGAAGCGUCCCACUGUCCUAGCCAGCUACAUCACAUUGUUUACUCGCACAGCGACGGUCGCCAAGUUUCAAACCCUUUUUGGGAGAAGGGUCAACGAUUAGAAACUCAUUACUUUCGUUGUUCAUAUUCGACAUGCGCUGCUGUUAUUUCCCUGAAGUUACUAUCCCCGGUUUUGACACCGCACUGGGUGAACAUCUUGACAAACAAGGAGCUGCUAAAGGCCAGGACCGAUGAAGCUAUGGAGACGUAUCCAGAGAGACUAGAGGGUCAUAGUCGACCAUUUCCCAUUACUGUGUUGACGAACCUGCGCACCUACAUCGAUAAUGCCCUGCAUGAUAGCCAGAGAAGCAAAUCAAUUUCCAUGUCGAAUAAGCGGUUCGUUGUUUGUUUUGGUGUGGAUGGUCGGCCUUGCCAUGAGCUUCUGGAAUUCUUAGAAUUUCAUGCGAGGGAAGACAGUUGGGAUCCUCCGUGCCCAGACACAUCCGACCACGUCCCGUAUGGAAAUCCUCUUAAUAUCUUUCUUGAUAACGUGUCAAAUGAGCUCUCAGCUUUAAUCCACCGAAGGCCCGCUCAUGAGAAAGAAGGCCAACCACCGGGAAUCCCUCUCGACCCUGCCAUUAGCAAGUUCAACCAACUCCUUGGUUCAUCGAACUACGACAGAACAUUCUUUCUGAAUCCAGUUAACGAGGAAGUAAGAAGGGCUCCAUAUUACGAGGAUCUUGGGGCGACUGAGGACAUGUCCACGGAUCUCAUUAUAGAGGCGUAUAAUCGGCAGAUUGAAACUGAUCCUAGACAAGGCCCUUAUUAUCUCAGAUGUUUACGAUAUAUUGGCGAGUGGAGAAGCGCGUCAGAUGGAGGAAAAAUCAACGACCUGGUAGCGCUGGAAUGUAGUGGUUCUCGAUACGCUGACGAUGAUAUUCCCCGCGCGUACAAGUACUUUCAACUUGAUUAUCGAAAUCGGAAUUUGACGGAUGAUGACAUCAUUGUCUCUUUCUUUGCUCGUCUUCGCGAUACUGCUAACGACACGGAAACAAGACGACAGCUUUGGAGGAUUGGAGACAGCCGUGGGAGUGAGAAGAUAAAAUCGGUAGCAGAAGAGCGUGUUUCUACUGUGGAACAGGCGCUGUUGUACCUUGGAGUAGAAAGUGAUACCUCUGAUGAUUUCAUUGUUUCCAUGUAUGCUGCAAAGGUUAACGAUCAGCCCGCUACGAAAGAACUAGCUAGGAAGGCUGUUGCUUUGAUUGCUGAGGCGCGUGACUCCAACUCCCUGAAAUACUUUUUAAAUACUGGUGAAGCAGCAGCUGCAGAAAUGGAUGUUGGAGAAGCUUUCCGUCUUCUUCAAAUACCUGACCGGACCGUGGAUGAUGCUGCGAUUCUCGCCGCAUUCUCCGUUUGUUGUUCAGAAGCUCCAGGCCAAAUUGAAACAUAUAGACGAGCUCUUGAUGUCAUUGGGAGAGACAAAGGGAGUGCGAUGAUCAGCAGCACCCUCGGUCAAAAUGCGACACUGGCAAAUCGCGUGCUCAAAGAAUGGCCUGUCGGGCUCCAAAACAUCGGCAAUACCUGCUACUUAAACAGUUUGCUUCAAUUUUACUUCACCGUGACUCCUUUCCGUAAGAUGGUUAUUCAUUUUGAUGACUAUAAGAUGCCUCUGGACGAGAGGAGCCUCGAUAGGAAAAAGAUUGGAUCCCGAAAAGUCUCGGUUGUUGAGAUCGAGAGGUCCCAAAAAUUUCUCGUGGAGCUCCAAUCAUUGUUUAAAAAGAUGAUUACAUCUCCUACUUCCUCCGUUAUGCCUGAGCAGGAGCUAGCUAGAUUAACUUUAAUUAGUUCUUCAAACGAAGCGGCCAUCCGGAGGAAAUCAUUGAUCUCGAGCAGUCGCCCCAGCCUUGGUGAGAUAAAUGGCAUGCCAGUUUUAGGACCAUUAGGGCCUCCAACUGCGACCAUUGCAGAGGUAUCAAAAGAUGCGGCGGCGGUGGAUGCGAGUAACAAGACACUUGAGCGCAGUGAUGCGGACAGUGAUAUAACGCUUGUUUCAUUAACCGCGCAAGCAGAUAAUGAGGAAUCGCAGGUAAACAAUAAGGAGAAUAUCGGGCCCGCCCCUCAGGAGAUUACCGUUGAGAUGAAAGAAGUAGACGAUUCGAACGGGGUGGGAGCCGGUACAGGCGAUUCUAUGCAGGCGUUGGCGCCCAUUGGCCCUCCGAAUAGACCCCCUCCCGUUCCUCCUCGGCCAACGCCUCUACGGCCGGCACCCUUAGAUUACCAGCAGCAACUCAGAGAAGAGGUUGAGCUUGGGGCACAGCAGGAUGUCACAGAGGUUAUAAACAAUGUUCUUUUUCAAACUCAAUGCGCCGUCAAACCUAUCAGGUUCGACCAAGAUGGAGAGCAGCUCGAUGUUGUCACAGAUUUAUUUUAUGGCAAGACUGUGUCCUACAUUGCCGCAGAAAACGGAGUUCGGUCCAAGGAAGAGUCUUGGUCUGACAUCAAGGUCGAUGUUGCUAGCGGAUCGAAGGACAUCUAUUCUGCAAUCGACGGCGCAUUUGACGUCCAAAAGGUAGAGGUCGACGGCGCUGAGGUGGAACAAUACGGUGCCAUUAGCAAGUUGCCCCCAGUUCUCCAGAUUCAAGUCCAACGCGUUCAGUUUGAUCAAGUCAAGAAGUCAUCGUUUAAGUCAACUCAUCACCUGGAGUUGAAGGAAACUAUAUACUUGGACAGGUAUAUGGACAGUAAUAAGCAUAAUCUAGAUGAAAGGCGCCGUGAAUGCUGGCGGUGGAAGGAUGAACUCCGCAAACUGAGAGCGCGCAAAGCUGAGCUUAUUGAUACAGAGAGUUGGGCCUGUUUACCAGAUGUCUUCACAGAGACAAAAGCAUACAUUCAAAGCCUAAUGGCUAUCGAAGACGAACCCGAUAUGGCAGAUGAAGCACUGGAACUCGAUGAUGGUAUUUUAUCUCGUCUUACAGCCGUUGAGGAAAUGGCCAGGGAUGAAAUUAAAUGCCUCGAAGCACGAGAGAGGGAUUUAGUUGCAUUGCUUGACUCUCAAUUCACCGAUCUUCGACAUCUCCCCUAUCGGUUAUAUGCCGUCUUCGUGCAUCAUGGCUCUGUUGAGUUUGGUCAUUAUUACAUCUAUAUUUUCGACUAUGACAAGAAUAUAUGGCGAAAAUACAACGACAGCGAGGUGACCGAAGUCCAUAGCAAGUCGGAGAUAUUCGAAAGCCAAAAUUUAACAAAUCCGCCCACCCCUUACUUCCUCGUGUACGUCAACGAGCACAUGAAAGACCGUCUUGUGAAGCCAGUCAAUCGCGAAAUCGAGGACGUCAGCCCUCCCGAAGCCCCACCAAUACCGGCACAGGCGCCAGCACCAGCACCAUCUACCGUCCUGCGUGGUCAGCAAGCGAAUGGGUCCGGACCGUCGCAAACACGCACUCCUCCCAGCGGCGAUACAGAGAUGGAAGACCCCCCUGCAUACAAUGAAAUAGAGAAUGUACCUGCAGGUAUGGAUAUUGCCAAUGGCAAAAACGGGACGGUGGAUGGCAAUGGUAAUGGCAAAAAGACUACUAAAAACACACCUUCCACUACUGUUGCUAAUGCCGCCGCCGCCGCGACUACCGCCGCCACCACUCUCAAGGGGAAGUGGAAUAAGAAGUUUGCUAACAUCCCGUCUGUGUCGUGGUAGGAGCAGUGGUCACGACGGAAGCUGAAGCUGCUGUAUCUCCCUCUCCACCCCGCAACCGCCUCAAACGGAAAGUUGAGGGGGAAACUCGCACUGAUGAUGAGCCUCCAGGCACCCUCGGUCCCAAAGCGGCAGGUUAGUCGCGGCGCCCUCCAUCACUCCAAUAGAGGUUAACUCAUGUUUAAUGGCUGGUUUUUUUUUUUUUUUUUUUUUUUUUUUUUUUUUUUUUUUUUUUUUUUUUUUUUCUAACUUGAGUGUUGAUGUGAUGUCAUAAUUAUUGGAUCCUUUUGACUUCCCUUCUAUUUCUCUCCUCUCUUCCACCCAGCAUCAAUUUUUCUUUUCUUGACGUUCCUCCCAUCACAUUUCUAUUUAAGACCGUAGGCCUUCUGCUUUUUUAUUUCUCCUCACGGAGCCCUUAUUUUAUUUAUCUCGGUUGAUUGGCGCUUUUUUUCAUUUUGCUUGCCCUCGCAUCAUUUUAUUUCGCUUCGCAUUUUCCUUGCUGUCUGUACGGUGAAAAUGUUCCUUUUUUACUUUUAAGACUAUGUUAACGGGAACUUCGGGAAUGCGGGCGCGCGUGUCUGGGGUUGGAUGGAUAUUGAUUUCGGUUUUUGAGAUCCCUUUCCUUCCGUUUCUGCUUAAACGAUAUCUCCAUGGGUGCGCGUGUAUGAUGUCUUUGACCCCUUUUCGAUCUUUUUCCAUGCGAUCUAAUGAUAAAGAUUUUCACGCCGGCGUAUCAGCAACAAUGCUACCGUUUUCAGUUUCAGCAUCAGUAGUAGUUCGUCCCUUCAGCCUCUUUCUCCCAAAGGCUCUUUUACGCCCUUUGGGGCCCUUUUGUUGCGCUGCAUUGAUUGUUCUUUCAUCCAUUAGAGAGGAGCUUGUUGUAUCAAAUCAAAGACAGUACCAUAGAAAUUUUUCACAUCAACAUGAACUAUCUAUCCUACCUACCCAGGCAAUUCCUAGAAGAGAGUUCACGAGGCAUCUUAUCAUUUCACAAAUGCGAAAAAGGAGUAUUUUAUUUUCAGGUUUAUCCGCGGCGAAGCUCCUUUUUUGAAUCUUGUGUCAUCAUCUUACAUGGAAAGUCGCCAUCCACAUUGCAGGCUUGAUAAUAAAUUGAAAAAAAAUCAAAUAAAAAGAAUUAAUAAAAAGGUGACCUAAACAACAAAACGCAGCCUGAGAGGUAUCUAGAUAUCUAUCAAAUGAGUAUGUGGGUGGAAUGGUCUACAGCUCCAUCGUUUUUUCCCAGCAUGAUAUAGUUUAUAACUAGUUAAGUUAGUUGGCCAACUAGGAGUCAGAAAUAUCAGUCAACAUCUCCUUCCUUUGUAUAUAUUCCGAAACCCUCUCUCUUUCUUGUGUGUGAGGAUAAUAUUAAAUAUUCUUAACAAUGGACCGGUGUUUCUUCUGUUUCUUCCGGUGUUUUUCUCUCCAGCUGUUUGUUCGGCGCGGC
Molecule: messenger RNA, 6030 nt
Organism: Blastomyces gilchristii SLH14081
Lineage: Eukaryota; Fungi; Ascomycota; Eurotiomycetes; Onygenales; Ajellomycetaceae
Product: ubiquitin thiolesterase
Exons: 12
Coding region: 606-4589 (1327 amino acids)
Biological process (GO): proteasome-mediated ubiquitin-dependent protein catabolic process; regulation of proteasomal protein catabolic process; protein deubiquitination
Molecular function (GO): cysteine-type deubiquitinase activity; proteasome binding
Source: RefSeq, a predicted model, not a curated record